Messenger RNA from Vitis riparia (riverbank grape), 1423 nucleotides. RefSeq names its product protein trichome birefringence-like 3. Gene Ontology annotation, molecular function: O-acetyltransferase activity. The coding region runs from base 55 to 1320 and encodes 421 amino acids. Lineage: Eukaryota; Viridiplantae; Streptophyta; Magnoliopsida; Vitales; Vitaceae. The record is from RefSeq and is a predicted model, not a curated record. Gene Ontology annotation, cellular component: Golgi apparatus. The transcript has 6 exons.
GCUGUUGAGCUUCUCCUCCCCUCAUCAUCCCACCACCAUUCUCCUUUGGCCACGAUGAAACCCUCCCGGGGGAAGCUACCUCUGCCCAUCAUUACUGUUGUCAUCUGUGCUUUUGCUAUCAUCGCCCUCUUGUACACACAAAGAAUCACUUCUCCCUCUCCCAACUCAAUUCUCAGGUUCAAAUCCUGUUCUAGAAAAAAACACACUCCCAACUCUAGUGACAGGGAUGGAAAGAAUGAUCUGGACGACUCAGAAGCCGACGACAAGUUUGAUUUUGACCCGGAAGAGUGCAGUAUUGUUAAUGGAAAGUGGGUGUUUAACUCUUCAGUUAAGCCUCUCUACACAGACAGGAGCUGCCCAUAUCUCGAUAGACAGGUCUCUUGUGCCAAAAAUGGAAGGCCAGAUUCCGCCUAUCGCCACUGGGAAUGGCAGCUGGACGACUGUGAAUUGCCAAGAUUCAAUCCUAAAACUGCCCUUAAGAAACUGCGAGGGAAGAGGCUAAUGUUCGUGGGAGACUCGCUUCAAAGAGGUCAAUGGCAGUCAUUUGUUUGUCUCGUUGAACACAUUAUACCUGAAGACAAGAAGUCCAUGCAUCCCGGCCGCUCUCAUUCAGUCUUCAAAGCCAAGGAAUACAAUGCUACAAUAGAAUUCUAUUGGGCUCCAUUCAUUGUGGAAUCAAAUUCAGAUCUCCAUAUCAUAGGAGACCCAAGGCAAAGAAUACUGAGAGUGGAUUCAGUUUCCAAGCAUGCCAAACACUGGCUAGGAGUGGAUAUCCUUGUGUUCAAUACUUAUGUCUGGUGGAUGAGUGGCCUGAGGAUCAAGUCCCUAUGGGGUUCAUUUGCAAAUGGGGAAGAAGGGUAUGAAGAGCUGGACGCCCCGGUCGCUUACAGGUUCGGCUUGAAGACGUGGGCCAACUGGGUCGACUCAACUGUUAAUCCUAACAAGACCCGUGUCUUCUUCACAACUAUGUCUCCUACACACAUGAGAAGCGCGGACUGGAACAAUAAGGAUGGGAUCAAAUGCUACAAUGAGACAAAGCCAGUGAUGAAGAGGGGGCACUGGGGGACUGGAUCCGAUAAAAGGAUAAUGAAUGUGGUAGACAGCAUAGUGGAGAAGAUGAAGGUCCCGGUUACAGUCAUCAACAUAACACAAAUGUCAGAACACCGAGUCGAUGCUCACUCAUCAGUUUACACUGAGACUCAAGGCAAACUGUUAACCGAUGAGCAGAAGGCAGACCCACUACGCUACGCAGACUGCAUACAUUGGUGUUUGCCUGGAGUUCCGGACACAUGGAAUCAAGCUUUUCUUGCAUAUUUGUAGCCAAAAGGCCGGGAACAUGCAACACAAACUGAUUUGUUUUUUUGGGUCUGUGACCACAUGAUUUCAUCAGUUAUAAGUAGUCUUUUGAUUCCUCUCUAUCAAA